Messenger RNA from Bombus impatiens (common eastern bumble bee), 718 nucleotides. Its product is annotated as coiled-coil-helix-coiled-coil-helix domain-containing protein 1. The coding region runs from base 317 to 679 and encodes 120 amino acids. The record is from RefSeq and is a predicted model, not a curated record. Lineage: Eukaryota; Metazoa; Arthropoda; Insecta; Hymenoptera; Apidae. The transcript is spliced from 3 exons. Gene Ontology annotation, biological process: mitochondrial translation. Gene Ontology annotation, molecular function: RNA binding. Gene Ontology annotation, cellular component: mitochondrion; mitochondrial ribosome; nucleoplasm.
AUCGGUAAUCGAUAGUUGCAAUCGCAGCAAUCAAAUUUUAUUUACACUUGCUCCUUCGUCUCAUUGGAGAGAUUGUAUAACGUAGUAAAUUUUAGUAAAAAAAAUACAUCCUGUACAAUGUUAUUUUGAAGUUAAUUUAUAAUAACUAUAUACAAAUUGAAAUUUCGUAUAAUGUAAAUAUGAAUAUAAAUUAUGGUGCUACUAUUAGCAAUCAAUGAGUUAUUAUGAAUUGAGUUGAUUCGUUAAUCCUUGAUAGUGGUAGGCGCCAUCUGUUACGAAACGUUUUCCUUCUAAAUAAAUUGUGAUAUCAAAGAAAAUGAAACUAAGCUCAAUAUAUUUGAAACGUAGUCCAAGAGCGGCUCAAGAUGUAAAUAAAGUGCCGUUUAGCGAAGUGAUGCCUUUAAAAUUAAGAAAUAGAGUUUGUGGGGGCACAAUAAGAACUCUUGAGGAUAAAUGUUUAUAUGAAAUGACAUUACUAUUUGGAUGUUGGAAAGAAAAUGAUUUUGAAAAUGGCAUGUGUAACAAAGAAAUUAAAAAGUUGUAUGGAUGUUAUAACAAAUAUAUGACAAAUGCUGCUACACACAAGGAACUACAAAAAAUUGAAAUUCCUGCUCCUAAUGCUAAAAAUCUUACAAGUAAACAGGUUACAUACCUUUUACGUAUGUAUCCAACUGUUUAAUGAUUUUAAAUAAAAUGUUAGAGUAUUAUAUAAAAAAUA